Messenger RNA from Octodon degus (degu), 2201 nucleotides. RefSeq names its product formyl peptide receptor 1 (gene Fpr1). Gene Ontology annotation, cellular component: plasma membrane. Gene Ontology annotation, biological process: phospholipase C-activating G protein-coupled receptor signaling pathway; complement receptor mediated signaling pathway; positive regulation of cytosolic calcium ion concentration. The transcript is spliced from 2 exons. NCBI's taxonomy places the organism in Eukaryota, Metazoa, Chordata, Mammalia, Rodentia, Octodontidae. The coding region runs from base 96 to 1148 and encodes 350 amino acids. The record is from RefSeq and is a predicted model, not a curated record. Gene Ontology annotation, molecular function: complement receptor activity; N-formyl peptide receptor activity.
CGACGUCAGAGCAGAGUCGCUGUCCCCAGGAGAUCACAACUUAGAACCAUCCUGGGCAACAACCACCACUGGAGGAUCAUCCAGGUGUGGACAACAUGGUGAGCAACUCCUCUCUCCCCACAAACACGUCCGCCGGGACUGUGACUCUGCCUGCUGGCUACAUUGCCCUGAAUGUCUUCUCUUACACAGUCUUCGCUGUCACCUUUAUCCUGGGUGUGCUGGGCAACGGUCUUGUGAUCUGGGUGGCGGGGUUCCGCAUGAAACGCACCGUGACCACCAUCGGUUACCUGAACCUGGCCUUUGCUGACUUCUCUUUCACCAUGACCUUGCCUUUCCUGGCGGUCCGGCAGGCCUGGGGAGGAUACUGGCCUCUCGGUUGGUUCCUCUGCAAGUUCAUUUUUACUAUAGUGGACAUCAACCUGUUUGGCAGCGUCUUCUUGAUUGCUCUCAUUGCGCUGGACCGCUGCAUUUGUGUCCUGCAUCCGGUGUGGGCCCAGAACCACCGGACUGUGAGCCUGGCCAAGAAGGUGGUCAUGGUGGUGUGGAUGUGCGCGCUGCUCCUUACCUUACCAGUCAUCAUUCGUGUGACCACGGUGACUCAUGCACCUGGGAAAACAGCCUGCACCUUUGACUUUUCACCCUGGACCACAAACCGUACAGAGCGGAUAAGGGUGGCCAUCACCAUGCAGACCGUCCGAGGGAUCAUCCGGUUCGUUGUUGGAUUCAGCUUGCCCAUGUGCACUGUUGCCAUCUGCUACGGACUCAUCGCCACCAGAAUGUACAAGCAAGGCCUCAUCCAGUCCAGCCGUCCCUUGAGGGUUCUUUCUUUUGUUGUCAUUGCCUUUCUCCUCUGCUGGUGCCCUUUCCAGAUAGUGGCGCUCAUGACCACCAUCAGAAUCCGAGACAUCUUUAGAGGGAUGGGUGAAAACCUUAAAAUUGCAGUGACGGCAACGAGCUCCCUGGCCUACUUCAACAGCUGCCUCAACCCCAUGCUGUACGUCUUUAUGGGGCGGGACUUCCGGGAGAGACUGCUCCACUCCCUGCCAGUCAGUCUGGAGAGGGCACUGACUGAGGACUCGGCGCCGACCGGUGACACAUCAGGCAAUUCUGCUUCAACUCCUGCAAAGGUCGAGUUACAGGCGAAGUGAGGAAGGUGCCAGGGAUGCUUUUGAGGGCCUAGAUCAUCUUCAGUCUCAUCUCCUCUCGAGUUGUCCUGUACCACAGGCACUCCUAUGCUUCUUGGGGUUUGCUGCUCCUUGGAAAUAAUUGUUUGUGCCCCCUGUUUUGAAGAGAAGAACCAGACGCAAGGCUACUGGUGAUGUCUUUUUUUGAUUGGGGAGUUCCAGCUUGGGGUGGUCAGAGGUGAGAAAAAUAGAGGUCACGCACCCCCACUAGCUGGAAAUGGUCAUGAUCACAAUCAUUAUGCUCUAGGAUAAUUGUUGCUAAUGUCCACUUCGGCUCGCAGAAGUGUCUCCCUGUGCACAAUGAACCCUACUGCUUCGCCCCAAGGAAAUGAAACUGGGAGAAGUACAAAAUGUAAGAGAAGUACUUUUUCACUAGCUCAGCUUUUAGUGAUCAAUAACUAAGUGAAAAUAAAAAGCCAUAAAGAUAUCAGCCAAAGGCCCAAAGGCCCUAGAGUUAAACAUCAAAUUGCCCCAUGUGCUGCAUCACAAAAGUUGGGACUCAACUAUUCUUCCCACAGAACCUCUAUUUUCACUUUUUACUCCACCUGUGGCUGGAACAGAAUUAAUUCAGUAUGUGGUACUUGCUGUCUUUAUUUCCAAUGUGACUAACCCAGGCUACAACUCAGACCUCUCCCUCAAUUUCCUUAUAAACUCCUUGCUCAAGGUCCGUAAGCAUGGGAUCUAGUUUGGGUGGAGUUAGGUCCGUCCUAGUCAGCCACAGAUCAUAUGAAAGUGAACGGUUGGACUCUAGAAACCCUUGUUCCUAAGUGUCCAUCCUCUUUCCUUUCUCCUCCCCUCCAGACUUUUUGCUCUUCUUUUAUGCAACUCAGAGACUUUGCCCCUUGGACCCAACGACUGCCUAUCUCCAGGUCUCCUUUGCUAACCCAAGCCAAUCAUUCAUGACCACAGGUUCCUUAAGGGGAUUGCUGGUGCCAGCAAUCAUCAAAUCAUUCCGAUGCCACAACUCUGUAUCAUUUAUUGGGAUAGGGAAAAGGAAAAAGUGGUAGAUGAAAGAGG